Lucilia sericata (common green bottle fly) is the source of this 688-nucleotide messenger RNA. RefSeq names its product mpv17-like protein. Bases 122 to 571 code for a protein of 149 amino acids. Gene Ontology annotation, cellular component: cytoplasm; membrane. The transcript has a single exon. NCBI's taxonomy places the organism in Eukaryota, Metazoa, Arthropoda, Insecta, Diptera, Calliphoridae. The record is from RefSeq and is a predicted model, not a curated record.
UGUAAAACUUGGCAGCACCUUCAAUAUUUACACUACAUUAGAUUUCACAACAAAUAUCAAAUUAGUUUUAUUUUUGUAAAUAUUCCAACUUAAAAAAAACGAUUCCUCUCUUGCCAUCAAUAUGUUUUCCAGAGCAACCUCCCGUAUAACACCCUAUUUGGCGGAAGGUUCCCGUGCAGCCGGCAUAAUGGCUACCGGAGAUGUUUUAGCACAAACUUUAGUGGAAAAAAAGGAUUUCAAGGACAUUGAUUACGUGCGCACCAUUAAAUAUGGUUCCUUGGGUUUGUUAUUUGUGGGACCUGUGCUAAAAUACUGGUAUGCUUUGUUGGAUCGCAGCAUAACCACUCAACAGAAUCGUUUACAACGUACGGUCAAGAAAAUGUUGGUAGAUCAGGCUGUAAUGGCUCCGGCUUUAAAUUUAUCCAUAACAGCAUUGGUGGGUCUAAUAAAUGAAGAGAGUGGUGAUACUAUUAAGGAACGUAUACGAGUUCAGUAUCCUGAUAUUAUGAAAAAUAAUAUUUAUGUUAUGGCCGGCAGUGCAAAUGAUAAACUUCAGCAUUGUGCCCUUUAAUAUCAAGUGGUAUUUGUGCAACUGGUGGCGGGUAUAGUAUGGAAUUGUUUUGUUUCUCAGUUAUUGAAUGAUAAAAAUGCAGUGAAACAGUGAUUUUCUUUAGAUUAAGAAAGAAAA